AUGAAUGUCCAGAAUACCCUUCAUAUUUUAGUUAUAGAUGAAGUGGGUACAAGUACUGUAUACAAACCAGUAACAUAUACUGAUUUUGUGGAUGUAGAAGCAGAUAAAGUAUCCAUCAUUCUCAUUACGAGCAAAGGAGCUGCAUCUGAACUGGACAAACAAAGAUGCUUGGAAGUAGUCGAGUUGGAGCGUCCAACUACUGACGGCAUGGUGGAGAUAUGGGCAGAAAGACUUGACAAAAAGCAUCGUAUUGAUCUAGUUUAUACUAAACAGGAAGAUAUUAUUCUUCGUGCAGCCCAUAUUCGCAAGAUGCUCGGCCAUUCGACUGGGUUUCUUCGCGAUAACGCAAUCUUAUUUCGUGACAAAUUUGCCAUGAAAGAAAUGGCAAGUACUCACGACUUCCCCGUUCCAGAGUUUAAAAGAGUAUAUUCUCCAGCAGACAUCAUCAUGUUCACCAACUCAUACGGGCUGCCCAUUAUUGUCAAACCCACUCUUGGUUCAGCCUCGGCAGGCAUGCGUGUCAUUCACACUCGACAAGAUCUUGAAACUUACCUUGAAAAAGAGUUUUAUGAGCGUAUCGAUGACAAGGGAAAGGUCAUGGACUACUCUGGCGAUCUUAUUGUUGAGAAAUUCCUGGCUGGUUGUCGGAUGUAUCACGUCAAUGGUUAUGCAAAACAAGGCAAAUUGGAGCAAGUCUGGCCUUUCGAGUACAUCAACACCAAUUUUGAAUUUACAAUGGGCAAAGCAUACGGUAAUGUUUUCAUUCCACAAACUGAUCCAAGAUGGAAGAAACUGGUCGAGUCUACACAAAAACUCCUUAAUAUUUUACCUUGUCCACAGCAUCUCAUGUUUCAUCUCGAGUUAUUUGAACACGUUUCACAGACUGGAGAGAUCGAGUUUGUAUUGUGUGAGAUUGCUGCAAGAAGACCUGGUGGAAGUAUUGCACUUUUGAUUGACUUGGCUCUUGGUGGCGGCGGAUUCUUUCCCGAAAUCGAGUUUCGUUUAAGCAACGGUCUUGAACCGCGCGAUCAUGGAUUAAAACCCAUUGAUCCAAUUCAAGCUCUGGGUGAUCUUAUGAUUCCAAAACAAAUAGGCAAAAUCGUUGCAUUACCCGAUCCUGCCGCAUGUCCUGUUUCUGGACUAAAGUGUCAUGUGCUAGCAAAGGUCGGAUCCGUGUAUACUGGAUUUGACAUUGGUAGUUUGAAUACUGGUAUACGGCUUGUUACUGAUCACUCGUUUACAUCUACACAAGAUGUUCAAAAUGCUUUGACAGCUGGACAUGCAUGGGCUCAAAUAAAUACAAAGUUGGAGAAUGUUUUAUCCGCCUGA
This is a messenger RNA of Batrachochytrium dendrobatidis JAM81, 1329 nucleotides long. RefSeq lists its product as uncharacterized. The coding region runs from base 1 to 1329 and encodes 442 amino acids. The record is from RefSeq and is a predicted model, not a curated record. Gene Ontology annotation, molecular function: ATP binding; metal ion binding. The transcript has a single exon. Lineage: Eukaryota; Fungi; Chytridiomycota; Chytridiomycetes; Rhizophydiales.